AUGAUAUUUACAUCCAAUAAUCAUAUUUAUUUAUGGGGUUCAGCAUUACAAGAACUUGGAAAAUUAAAUUCAUUUAACCUAUUUAAUACUGACAUUAAAAUUCAAGAAUAUAAUAUACAAGAUGAAUACAGUAAUGAUAAAAAAACAGCACUACAAAUAAUUAUUAAACAUGAAUUUACAGAAUAUUUUAACAAAACAGCCACAUUAGCUGAAUGGGCAUGCGGCGUUGAUUUAGCAUUAGAUAUAUCUGAAGAUGAAGAAGAUUUCAAUGUACAACAAGAAUUAUCAAUUGAUAUACAACCACUACAUGAAGAAUUAAUAGUUCAUGUUACAGAUGAACUAGAAGAAACUAAUGAAAAUGAAUUAUCAUAUCAACCACACGAAGAUAUUGAACCAACUCGACAAAUAAACGAUCAACCUUAUGAAUCAAAUGAUAUUAAUACAACAUAUGUGGCACAAGAUGUUAUCGAACUUCAACCUGGUGAUAAUAUGGAUACAUGA
This is a messenger RNA of Rotaria sp. Silwood2, 501 nucleotides long. Lineage: Eukaryota; Metazoa; Rotifera; Eurotatoria; Philodinida; Philodinidae. The record is from the annotation of a GenBank genome assembly.